ACCAUAAAACGCCCAUCUCCAAUCCCUGAAUGCGUUUGAAAACAGAACGAAGUUGUCGUUAAUAUAUUGGUGCUUUAAGCCAUAGAAUCUCAAAAAAUGGGCCUUAAAGGUUGUGAAGUGCAAUUGGACAACCCUUGGAACACGUACUAUGCGGGUCAGACGGUCAACGGUCAGGUGAAGUUCACAUUCGACUCGCCCAAAAAAGUCCGAGGAAUCAUCAUACGGUUCUUGGGAGAAGCCAACACGGAGUGGACAGAGGAAAAGAGUGUAACCACCAGCGAAGGAAAGACAGAGAACGAAGUCACCCAGCUUAAGGGACAUGAAGAGUAUUUCAAGAUCCAGUACUAUCUGUUGGGCGGCAAAAACAGUACUGAGACGGAACUACCGGCUGGCACCCACACAUAUCCAUUCACUUGCGCCCUGCCACCAAAUUUGCCUUCCUCCUUUGAGGGUGAAUUCGGUCACGUGCGAUUCACCAUUAAGGUGACACUGGAUCGCCCCUGGAAAUUUGACCAGGACAUGAAGAUGGCCUUUACGGUUAUAGCGCCUGUUGACCUGAAUCUCAAUCCACGCGUCAAGGAACCUUUUAAGCUAGAGCUGGAGAAGUCAUUUUGCUGUUUCUGCUGUCGCUCGGGUCCACUGGCCGUCAUCACUAGCAUACCGCAAACAGGAUUUGUUUCGGGGCAGGUGCUGCCUAUUACCUGUGAGGUGGAUAACACCAGCAAUGUUAAUCUCACCGCGGUAAAGUUUGAACUACGCAAGUUAGUUACCUUCCAUACGAAUCAACCUCGAAGUGAAAAGCGCGAGUCAAAGGUGAUCAUAGCCAACUUAAGUGUUGGCCCAGUCAAUGGCGGCGAGUCUCGAACAUUUACGCAGCAACUGGAAAUACCAGCGUUGCCGCCAACUAAUCUUCUAAACUGCGGAAUUAUCGCUUUGGAUUACGACCUUCAUGUGGAGUGUGAUGUUAGCGGUCCUCAUCGUAAUCUCACCGGUAAGGUGCCCAUCACUUUGGGUACCAUUCCGUUGGCGGGCGUAAAACCGCCUACCCAAUUUACAGAUGCUCCUUCGGCCGUCCAGUCCGAGGAUCCAUCGCUGGCGCCCACACAGCCCGUUAGCCCGGCCAGUCCUCCUGGCGGUGAUGGUGUUGGUGGUGCCCUGGGUUGGAACGUGGCUGACAGCACUGGUGGUGGUGGUUCCCUGUACCCCAAUAUACCUCCUCCGCAAUUCGUGGAAACCCAAUAUCGGGCACCGACCAUUGCAGGACGGGACGACUCAGAGCAUACGCAGAUAAUCGGUGAUGGAGCCUUCGCUCCCCGUUAUCCGACCUUCCAGUUCAAUAAUGCAACAGCACCGCCAGCGAACCAGUGAAAGAAUCUCUAAACCGGAGACACAACGAUAUUCUGAAACAUUUUAACUCAAACGUCAAGAAAGAGAAUUGUACUCAUUUUUAUAUGAGUUUCCAUGGAAAUUCAAUGAGUAGAUGGUUUUUAAGAUAAUAUUGAAGAGGGAUUUUUUUCUUUCGUUCUUUUUAAUCGGCUUUGCAUUUAUUAUAGCUUUCCGUCCAAACCGAAAGCCCAAACAGCUGCAGUCAAAAUAAUAUGAACCCUUGCAAAAAGUUAAUAAUUGUUAAGAUACACAUUUCUCUGUUAUUUGUAUUAUAGUAGAGACUCUUUUAGAUCCAAUCUAAAGUUGAUAUUUCUGCUGUAUAUUGUAUUUCUAAUACUUCUAUUAUUCAAAAAUAAUGUUUUAGCUUUAAAGGGAAGUUGUUGUCUUUUAUUUUGACUGCAACUGAAUAAAUAAUCGUAUAUAUACGCACAAUUUAGUCAAAUCCGAUUUGAAAAUGCAAUUACGCUGCUCAAAAUUAUUCUUUUCUCAUUUUAUAAGCCUGCAAUAGUGCCUGAAACUGAUGUACGACUAUAAUCGUAAUAAAACACAAAAAUGUAUGAAUAA
This is a messenger RNA of Drosophila eugracilis, 1950 nucleotides long. RefSeq names its product arrestin domain-containing protein 17. The record is from RefSeq and is a predicted model, not a curated record. Bases 97 to 1368 code for a protein of 423 amino acids. Gene Ontology annotation, biological process: protein transport. NCBI's taxonomy places the organism in Eukaryota, Metazoa, Arthropoda, Insecta, Diptera, Drosophilidae. Gene Ontology annotation, cellular component: cytoplasm. The transcript has 4 exons.